AUGGAGGAAGCUGUAAAUCAUCUCACAAAUUCACAAUCAACAGCCAAAACGAUGGCGGACGGUGUGAUCCCGGACUAUUGUACGCUACCGCGGCCACCGAGACCACCGGCCCGGUUGGCAUCGGUGGCAGAGUACGGCGAGCGACAGCAAGUGCCAGAUCGGGGCACAAACAGUGGCCACUUCUACACGCUGCGACCGCAGCCGGCCAAGAUGGGUGCGGUCGGUGGGCGUUUCGAUUCCACCGGCGUUGGAAGCUUCCGGAGGGAACCGACUUUGGAGGAUCUGGCCGAAUCGAACCGAAGCUUGCUGUACGAGCAGAAUAUGAGCACGUUCGAGAAUUUCUGCGAGCGGCGUAACAGUGAGCAGCAGCUGCAAACGCGCCACCAACCAGAGGAAGAGUGCAGCCGAGAGCUCGGUCCGGAAAGUUUAGGCAAUUUCUGCACACUGCGCAAAGUGCGUCGAUCGCGUAGUGGCUGCGACACGGUACAAACGCAACAGUCGGAAACGACGCGGCAUCCAUUUGGCGGUGCGUACUGUACGCUCAAGAAGAAGAAGCUGCAAUUGAAUCGGAAAUUUGUGGAAAGUUUCCUGGAAGAUCCAAACGCGAAGGUGGCAGACUAUCUGUCGGAGUUGGACGCGUACCUGGACGAGAUGGAUGGUGUGGAUGAUGAGGUGUGCGGUGCAGUUGACAGUGACGCGGGUGACAGUGCUAGCGGUAGUGAAGAACACAGUUCCGUACCGGAGCAGCCAGCGUUGAAUGGCAAGUGUCGGCGUGCAGACGGUGCGGAAUCGGUUGGUGAAAGUUUACAGUAUUACCAGCCCAAGGUACGGCGUGACAUUGCCGGUGAUGCUAGUGAGAGUGUUGGUGUGACGUUGCACGAUAUGUAUCAGGAGGAUCGUAUUAAGUUCGGUGACAUCAAGCAUUUCUGUACGCUUCCCAAGCAGAAGCGUACCCAAUUUUUGAACGCGUUCAAGCGGGGUGCUUCCAUGCGUAGGUCGGUCGUAAGUCAACCAAAAACGACCGCUGGUUGUGAGCGGGAGGCGAGCGAAAUGCAAACCAUUCCAGACGACUGCAGAAGGAUCGAGUGUGAAAGAUCACCGGAAACCAGGCACAGUACUAAUGACCAAACAUCCACCGCCACACUGCCUCGGUACGGUCAAUCAUGGCACGAUGAUGACGUUUCUCCACAUCACCAUCCUAGUUGGCAUCGGAAUUCGAUGCGCAAGAAGCACCUGAUCGAGUUGCCCGAACAGGAGAUCAUCGAACUCAACCCGUCCGAAAAUACAGCAGCGGCAACCCUAUCCAGUGCUGAUAGCAAUGAUUCUCUAUCCGGGAACAAUGAAUUGUGUUCCAUCACUACGCUACCAAUGGAUGAAAUGCCGGAAAGGGAGACACUGGGCGUUAUAUCUUCGUUGGUGGUUGCACUACCACCCUCACCGAUACCGUUUGUCGAACGAACCGAUCGGGAGCAGAUUGUAGCAUCCGCGCCACCUGCCUCGGUUUCAUCUUCUCCUGCUCCAUCACAACUGCUAGAAACCGAUCUGGAUGGAAUCGGGCAGGAACGACCGCUACGCCAAACAGGACGUCGGGCACAAUCACAGCCACGCAUCGGAUCCAUUACGGUUGUGCGGGAUGCUACCACGAACGAGCUCAUCAUAUGCACGAACAGUGUACCAGGAACUCCUACGGCACCGCCAUUAGAGGACCUGAGACCGUCGCACCAAGCCAACCAUCAUCAUCACCAGCAUCACGAUGGACGGUAUACGGGCGAGUCGGAAGGCAGUUCGAUAGGCAGCUCUCGGAACCCGAGCCCGGUGUCACUGCUAUCUACGACAACUACCUGUAGCUCGAUAGCAUCGGGUACUGAUAACGCCACCGAUAGAGCACACCGUGUAUCGGAACCUCCGCUAGAUGGAUCUACGGAUGUGGGUUCCUACUCUAGGAACAGUGAUGCAAGGGAGGAUCUCAACACCGUUCUUAGUUCGGUUCCCUCGCGCUCAUCAGCCGGCGGUCAAAGACUUCGUGACAGCUCAACCAACUCCACUACACAAAGUACGCAGGUGGAAGAACCACCCGGAACAUCGUCCGGACCGGAAGAUCGCACUGUGCCCGGUGAGGACGAGUCGGAGGUCGAUGCUAGCCCUCAGCGUAGCAGCCGCCGCAGUGAUGGCCGUCCGAAGGCACGUUGGCCACAUGCCGUCUCGCGCUCACUAGCGACCACCUUCUGCACGCUGGGCCUGUUCAACAUAUCACGCUUUGCCGUGUUUAGCGUCCAUUUCGGAGCCAACUUUGUCGUGCAGUUUUUGAUCUUCUCGCUCCUGUUCGGCAUACCGAUGCUGUGGCUGCAGAUGGUACUCGGUGCUCGGAUUCGUGGCGGCCCCGUUACGAUGUGGCGCAUCAGCCCUAUCUGUAAGGGUAUCGGCAUCGCGCUGCUAGUCGCCCAGGCCCUCAUCACGCUGUACUCGGCGAUCUCGCUUGCCUGGGUGUUGGUGUACUUCCGGGAUGCGUUCAUCAUGCGCAACGAAAAGUACCGCUGGCAGGAACCGUUCCUACCCUAUCGUGGUGUUGUUGACCAGGACAACCAAUCCUACCGGCUACCGGACACGGUGGCAGAUUACUUCAACGGUGUGGUACUGCAACGUUACUAUCUCGCACACCAAGCAUCGUCGAUUCCGGUCGGAUACGGUACACGCAAUCUGUCACCAUCGGCGACGACUUCCCGCACCAGCGGCAUUGGAGCAAUACGCUUCCAGCUGGCAUUCAAUAUGGCCAUCCUGUGGACGCUCGUGUUCGUGACCCUGUGCCGUGGCAUACGCUCGCUAGGGAAGAUCGUCAUAGGGGUGUUUCUCGGUGCGUUCGUUGCCCUAGCCGUGGUUUGCGCAAAGUUCCUCACGUUCAUCAAUUACGACAGCGUGCAAAACAUUUUCCCGUCGACGGAUUGGCAGGAUUUUUUCCUUAACUCACGCAGCUGGACGAGCGCGGCACAGGAAACCUUCCUAACGUGGGGUCUGCUCGGGGUGUCUAUCUACGCGAUCAACUGUCGAAGUAAUCGGAAGGGAAGCUGCAAUGUGCGGACGCGUCGAGAGCUACGUCGGGACGCAUUUCUGGUCGCGUUCAUCACACUCGUCGUACUGAUUCUGGCCGCCGUACUGGGUAGUGCCUGUGUGCAGAUACUGAACAGCCGGGGAUACUACUAUUUUCCGGGAUCGUACGAAAAUCUGGGCACAAACGUUUUUCUUCGGCCGGCCAAUCAACCACUUCCUCCGCAACAUGCAACCAUGCCGAACCGUUGGCUUCUCCGCUAUUCGACCGUUAUUGGUGAAAGCUUUAAACGAUCGUAUGCUGACCCGAGCCGGGAAUCCGGUUACCAGGCACUGCGGCUCGUCACCGAACUAUUCCCAGCAGCGCUCGCGGCGGCUACACCGGAGCACAUUGCGCCGGUUUGGGGUUUGGUCGGCUACAUGGCACUGGUGCUGUUCGGGUUGGGACAGCUGUGCGUGAUGUGGAAACCGAUCGCUGGCGCUAUCGGUGAUGCACCGUCCUCCAUCCUGCUGAGCUGCGUGACGGGACUGCUGCUCGGGAUGCCACUAGCUACGGAGGGUGGCAUCAACAUCGUGCACUAUCUCGACACAAUCCUCGGUGCGGCCUGGUGGGUGCUGUUGCUCUGGAUCGGACACAUCCUAGCAUUGUUCCUGGUGCGCGGUCGUCCAUUCACAAGUGACAUUCUAGUCAACGAUCUGCAGAUACUGCAAUCGUUUUCGGCAUUUGUAGCAUUCGCUUGGAACUUUCUGCUACCGAUUGGGCUUAUCUUUAUGUGCAUCAUCCAGUAUCGGCUCUCCAACAGUGCCGCCCUCUUCAACUGGUCAGCAUCAGCGACAUCGUCGGCGGGAGCGGGAGCGAACAACUACUGGCCGCUGUGGGCACGCCAGGUCGGUGGCUUUGUGCAGGUCAGCUUUUUGCUGUUGGUUCCGGUUGUAAUGGUGAUACAAAUCUAUCGCUACCUGUGUCGCGGUCCACCUGACAUAUUGGACCGCGUAGAUUUAUUACUAAGACCACCGGUAGAUGGCGAUACUAGCAACUCCAUCCGAGUAAUGCAUUCACGGCGAGCAGCAGCAUCGUCGCCCCUGCAACCGAGCACUGCCAAUGCCGGUUCCGGUCGUGAUGGUUCGGAACCAACCAUCACACUAUCCAUGGAUUCACGUUCGGUGCGUGACGCCGAUGAUGCACCACCAAAGUAUACACCGCCACCCUCUUACACCACGGCCACCGGAGCACGCAUUGCCAAGCUGCUGCGCAACAGCAUCCGACGAAGCGUGCGCCGGUUAAUAGGGGAACCGAGCGGAAGCGCACCAUCGAUCCGACCGCGUACAGCACUGCCCCAGGCGGCAGACAGCCAAUCGGCCAACCCUUCUACAGGCGAUGAACUUCCACCGCCCGACUACUGUUCCGCACUGCAACAGUACGGUGGGCCGUGCCUGAACACCGCAGGAGGGCUCGAGCUAAACCACCAUCCGGCAGCACCCCGCAUACUCUACAACUCGGCCACGUUGGGCAGCGGCCGCAGGUAUCGGUCGCUCAACGCACCCGGUGACACUGCACAGGAAACAUCACAUCAGCAAAACUUUACCGCAUCCGAUGUGCGACAGAUACUGCGACCGGGUACGGGUCAAACCGCGGGACCGAACGGUGGAUCAUGCUUCACGCAAACGCUACGCAACACACUGUUACGCCGCGGACACUCGAUGGAAAACCUCGUCCUAGCCGCGGCUCCACUCGGUGACUCGAGCAUCAUCACACUGCACGACGAUGAUGAUGACGUGUACGAUGAUGUCGGCAAUCGGACACCGGGAACCGGCAGACGGGACGCCACUAUCGGACGCGAUUCGGUGAUAUAG
Molecule: messenger RNA, 4896 nt
Organism: Anopheles marshallii
Lineage: Eukaryota; Metazoa; Arthropoda; Insecta; Diptera; Culicidae
Gene: bdg
Product: sodium-dependent transporter bedraggled
Exons: 6
Coding region: 1-4896 (1631 amino acids)
Biological process (GO): sodium ion transmembrane transport
Cellular component (GO): membrane
Source: RefSeq, a predicted model, not a curated record